GGCUGACAUGCAAGUGAUAUUCGAGAUCCUGCUAAUCCUAGCAGUAAUACGCAAUGUUUUAUCCGAAUUCUGCGAUAAUGGAACUGGGGAGUGCAAGGAACUGAGUGCCACGGAUUGCCCGUCUGUAUUCUUCGAUCUGCACCUAAUCGGAAGAUUUGUGAAAUAUUGCGACAAAUUCAACGGCAUUGUUUGCUGUCCACUGCCCAUCAAUAUGCAAGCUCAAUCGCAGCAGUUCUCCGCAGAUAUUGGCCUCAGGAGAUUCGAAAAGGAAUGCCGUCGCUUCAACGAGAUAAGAACUUCCUGCCGCACCACCCCCUUCAUUGUGGGUGGCGCCAAGGCCGCUGGCCGGGAAUUUCCCUUCAUGGCGCUGCUGGGUCAGCGCGGGAAAAACCCAUCCCAAAUCGACUGGGACUGCGGGGGCAUCAUCAUCCAUCCCAAGUUCGUGCUCACCGCCGCCCACUGCCUGGAAACCAGCGAGACCAAGGAGCAGCGUCUGGAUCCCAACUACGAUUCCCCCAAGUACGUGGUCAGACUGGGCGAACUGGACUACAAUAGCACCACGGAUGAUGCCCAGCCGCAGGACUUCCGGGUGGUCAACUAUGUGGUGCAUCCGGCGUACGGCGAAGAUGAUGACACGGGCAGUCGCAAGAACGACAUUGCCGUGGUGGAGCUGGAAAAGGAGGCGACUUUCAGCGAGUAUGUGGCACCUGCCUGCCUGCCGCUCGAUGGCGGAAAUGAGCAUCUACAGGUGGCAGCCGCAGGAUGGGGCGCCACCUCGGAGGGUGGACACGCCUCGUCGCAUCUGCUCAAGGUGAGCCUCGAGAGAUUCGAUGUCAGCCAGUGCAGCCAGCGGCUGGAGCACAAGAUCGAUGAGCGCACCCAGUUGUGUGCGGGAUCGCGGUACACCAGUGCGGAUACUUGUUAUGGCGACUCCGGUGGCCCGCUCUUCGUGCAGCAUCCCACCUACUCGUGCCUGAAGCAGGUGAUUGGCAUCACCUCCUACGGCCUGGUCUGCGGUGUCCACGGGCUGCCCAGUGUGUACACCAAGGUCCAUCUGUACACCGACUGGAUCGAGAAUAUCGUGUGGGGCGAGUAGGCAUCAAAAUAUUUGCCCAACUCAUUCGCAACUCCAACUGAUAUUUACUUAAUGAAGAUUCGAUAUAAAUGAAGAUAUUUCAUGAAUAUACAUUCUUGGCAUUCGACAUUCAA
Drosophila sechellia is the source of this 1209-nucleotide messenger RNA. RefSeq names its product serine protease snake. The transcript is spliced from 3 exons. Gene Ontology annotation, molecular function: serine-type endopeptidase activity. The record is from RefSeq and is a predicted model, not a curated record. Lineage: Eukaryota; Metazoa; Arthropoda; Insecta; Diptera; Drosophilidae. Gene Ontology annotation, biological process: proteolysis. The coding region runs from base 8 to 1096 and encodes 362 amino acids.